Messenger RNA from Ceratotherium simum simum (southern white rhinoceros), 1888 nucleotides. It is a transcript of the gene ASB3, whose product is annotated as ankyrin repeat and SOCS box containing 3. Gene Ontology annotation, biological process: intracellular signal transduction. Gene Ontology annotation, cellular component: cytoplasm. The record is from RefSeq and is a predicted model, not a curated record. Gene Ontology annotation, molecular function: protein binding. NCBI's taxonomy places the organism in Eukaryota, Metazoa, Chordata, Mammalia, Perissodactyla, Rhinocerotidae.
UGGUCAAAAAGAAUGGAUUUUACAGAGGCUUACUCUGACACUUGCUCCACGGUUGGACUUGCUGCCAGGGAAGGCAACGUUAAAGCCUUAAGAAAACUGCUCAAAAAGGGACGUAGUGUUGAUGUUGCUGAUAACAGGGGAUGGAUGCCAAUUCAUGAAGCAGCUUAUCACAACUCUGUAGAAUGUUUGCGGAUGUUGAUUCAUGCAGAUUCAUCUGAAAACUACAUUAACACAAAGACUUUUGAAGGCUUCUGUGCAUUACAUCUUGCUGCAAGUCAAGGACAUUGGAAGAUCGUACAGAUUCUUUUAGAAGCUGGAGCCGAUCCUAAUGCAACUACUUUAGAGGAAACCACGCCACUGUUUUUAGCUGUUGAAAAUGGACAGGUAGAUGUGUUAAGGCUGUUGCUUCGACAUGGAGCAGAUGUUAAUGGAUCCCAUUCUAUGUGUGGAUGGAACAGCUUGCACCAGGCUACUUUUCAGGAAAAUGCUGAGAUCAUAAAAUUGCUUCUUAAAAAAGGAGCAAACAAGGAAUGCCAGGAUGACUUUGGAAUCACACCUUUGUUUGUGGCUGCUCAGUAUGGCAAGCUAGAAAGCUUGAGCAUACUUAUUUCAUCGGGUGCAAAUGUCAAUUGUCAAGCCUUGGAUAAAGCUACUCCCUUGUUCAUUGCUGCUCAAGAGGGCCACACAGAAUGUGUGGAGCUUUUGCUGUCCAGUGGGGCAGAUCCCAAUCUAUACUGUAAUGAGGAAAAUUGGCAUUUACCUAUUCAUGCAGCUGCACAAAUGGGCCAUACAAAAAUCUUGGACUUGUUAAUACCACUUACUAACCGAGUCUGUGACACUGGGCCAGACAAAGUGAGCCCUGUUUACUCAGCGGUGUUUGGAGGGUAUAAAGCGUGCCUAGAAAUGUUACUCCAGUGUGGCUACAGCCCAGAUGCCCAGAUUUGCCUCGUCUUUGGACUCAACUCUCCCAUGUGUAUGGCUUUCCAAAAGAACUAUGACUUCCCUGGAAUGGCAAAUAUUCUUUUGAAAUAUGGAGCCCAGCUAAAUGAACUUGAUUUGGCAUACUUCCUGAAGUGUGAGAAGUUUUCAGUAUUUCGCUACCUUUUGAAGAAGGGUUGCCCGUUAGCACCGUGGAACCAUAUAUCUGAAUUUAUAAAUCAUGCAGUUAAAGCACAAACAAAAUAUAAAGAAUGGUUACCAUCUCUCCUGCUUGCUGGAUUUGACCCACUGAAUCUACUAUGCGGUUCAUGGAUUGACUCAGUCAGCGAUGACACCCUUAUCUUCACUUUGGAGUUUACUAAUUGGAGGAGACUUCCUCCAACUGUUGAAAAGAUGCUCUCUGCUCGUGCCUCAAACUCCUCUUGGGCUCUACAGCAACAUGUUGCCUCUGUUCCAUCCCUGACCCACCUUUGUCGUUUGGAAAUUCGGUCCAGUCUGAAACCAGGACACCUACGAUCUGACAGUUUUAUCUGUCAGUUACCCCUUCCCAGAAGCCUACAUAAUUAUUUGCUCUAUGCAGAGGUUCUGAGGAUGCAUGAAGUUCCAGAACUGGCCGUUAUUCAAGAUGGAGAAAUCAGCAAGGCUACUUAACACAGCCUACUUACUCUGAAAACCACCAAGACAAAAAGUCAUGGAAUACGAAUUCUUCAUGAUUUAAUAGUCAUAAAAGAUGAUUUUUGUUUUUGUGGUUGGUUAGGUUUUGACGGACAAUAGUUUAAUGCAAAUUACCCCUGGGCUCAUUGGUAAAAAAAAAAUAUUGUAAACCUCACUUAUGUUACUUUAUUGCAGUUUUAUCACCAGUACAUUUUAUGUUGUAAUAUUCAUUUACCUAACCAUUUUCUGGUAUAUUCUGUUAAUGAACUGUAAUGCCACUUCUAGUGCUAAACAU